AUUUGCAGGAAUCAGUUCCCAUUUUUGUGGGUCCCAGAGAUUUAACUCAGGCCAUCGGGUUUAGCAGUAAUCUAAACUUGCCAUCAGGAAGUAAUACAUCCCUGAGCAAGGGUGUUUUAGGCAUCGGUUGCCAUAGCUCCCUGUAGCUUCCCGGUCACAUGAUGCGAGGCAACAUGGCGCUGUCCACGGUGGCCUCAUCCCACGUGUUUCCAGGACCGAAAAUGGCGGCGGCAGGCAGUCCCGCUUCGCUUGAGUCUGCUCCACGAAUCCUGCGGCUGGUGUCUGAGUGCAGUCGUUCCAGAGCCCGGGCAGGCGAGCUGCGGCUGCCGCAUGGAACUGUUGCCACUCCUGUGUUCAUGCCUGUGGGAACACAGGCCACCAUGAAGGGGAUUACGGCGGAGCAGCUGGAGAGCCUGGGCUGCCGCCUCUGCUUGGGCAACACCUACCAUCUGGGGCUGAGGCCUGGUCCGGAGCUGAUCCAGAAAGCCCAGGGUCUUCACGGCUUCAUGAACUGGCCUCACAAUCUGCUGACAGAUAGCGGCGGCUUCCAGAUGGUGUCCCUGUUCUCCCUGUCCGAGGUGACUGAGGAGGGCGUCCGCUUCCGCUCGCCCUACGAUGGCCAAGAGACACUUUUGAGCCCAGAGAGGUCUGUGGAGAUUCAGAACGCUCUGGGCUCUGACAUCAUCAUGCAGCUGGACGAUGUGGUGAGCAGCACAGUGACAGGCCCUCGAGUGGAGGAGGCCAUGCACAGGUCAGUGCGCUGGCUGGACAGAUGCAUUGCAGCCCAUCAGCACCGGGACAAGCAGAACCUCUUUGCUAUCAUCCAGGGGGGACUGAAUGCCGACCUUCGGACCACUUGCCUGAAAGAGAUGACCAAGAGGGAUGUCCCGGGCUUCGCCAUCGGAGGACUGAGUGGGGGAGAGAGCAAGGCGCAGUUCUGGAAGAUGGUGGCUUUAAGUACUUCCAUGCUGCCUAAGGACAAGCCAAGAUACCUGAUGGGGGUUGGCUAUGCCACUGAUUUGGUAGUCUGCGUGGCUCUUGGAUGUGACAUGUUCGACUGUGUAUACCCCACACGGACAGCGCGCUUUGGCUCUGCUCUUGUACCCACUGGGAACCUGCAGUUGAAGAAACAGCAGUACGCCAAGGAUUUCAGUCCCAUAAACUCGGAGUGUCCUUGUCCCACCUGCCAGAAGCACAGCCGCGCCUUCCUGCACGCCCUGCUGCACAGCGACAACACCGCAGCUCUGCACCACCUCACUGUGCAUAACAUUGCCUAUCAGCUGCAGCUCCUGAGCGCCAUGCGAAGCAGCAUCUUGGAGCAGCGCUUUCCUGACUUCGUACGAAACUUCAUGCGCACCAUGUAUGGGGACCACAGCCUCUGUCCUGCCUGGGCUGUUGAAGCACUGGCCUCUGUGGGAAUCAUACUCACAUGACCUGGGUACUGGGGAGGACGCUGGCGCAUGGGGGUCCUGAAGGAUUGUUUUUAUAAAAAGAUUUUGUUGCUGCCUUUUGUUUUCA
Messenger RNA from Alexandromys fortis (reed vole), 1518 nucleotides. RefSeq names its product queuine tRNA-ribosyltransferase catalytic subunit 1 (gene Qtrt1). Lineage: Eukaryota; Metazoa; Chordata; Mammalia; Rodentia; Cricetidae. Gene Ontology annotation, cellular component: cytosol. The transcript is spliced from 10 exons. Gene Ontology annotation, molecular function: tRNA-guanosine(34) queuine transglycosylase activity. The coding region runs from base 159 to 1433 and encodes 424 amino acids. The record is from RefSeq and is a predicted model, not a curated record.